Molecule: messenger RNA, 1240 nt
Organism: Cylicocyclus nassatus
Lineage: Eukaryota; Metazoa; Nematoda; Chromadorea; Rhabditida; Strongylidae
Source: the annotation of a GenBank genome assembly
UCUUAUACUACUAACGAUGGGAAUUCUAUUAACAGUGCAUAUAUCAUAUCAUCAGAAGAAGUUUCGAGAUGUUUUUGUCGACUCUGUCACGAAAAACCCGAUUCUAUCUUAUAAUGAAGUGAAGUUGGAGUUCCCCGUUAUUUUAAUCGACUUGCGCUUUCUUAGAAGUUUACCCAAGAAGAGAUGGGAUCCAAACGAAGACAAUAUCAAAAUUGCCGUGCAUAUUCGGGAUGGAGACAAAUUGCCUCAAGAGUAUCUGCAAAGAUAUGAAAUUGUUUACUACGAGCAACCAUUGAACAAAAGUUACUUACUUUUCCAAGACGAAGUGACGCGCAUAAUCCCAAACAUUUCUUUGGAAUCCUACGGGAACCUUUCCAUUCCGCAAGAUGUGGAGCAAUUUGCCAAGUUUUGGGAAAGAUCUGAAAUUAGAAGAUGCAUUGGAUUGGAAAUUGAAAGAUCUCAAAUGAAGCCAUAUCUACCUGUGAAGAAAACGUUGCAAAAUAUGAUACUCCUGCAGGAGUAUCUUAUUUCACUCAACGUCUAUCCGUUCUUAUUCGGUGGUACAUUGCUGGGAUGGUUUCGAGAGUGUGGCAUCAUACCUCACACCAAAGAUAUAGACUUCGCAGCUUUUAUCGAAGAAUAUAAGCCGGAAGUGCUAGAGGAGUUGCAAAAGAACAAAAAGUUAUUUCUCUGGCGAGUACUUGGAAAACCAAGUGAUUUUUUCGAAUUUACCUUGAAACCUUUGGAUCGCGGGGAGCCUCUAAUGGACUUGUUCUGGUUGUUCAGCUCCAAAAAUGAGUCUUGGACGGGAGGCCUCAAGGGUGAUGACGGAACGAAAUACAAGUAUACAUAUCCUAGAAUAAGGAAGAUAUGCGCAUGUGAUUUUCUUGGACAUCUGUUCUGGGUUCCUUGCGAUCUAGUAGCAUUUCUAUCAAUGGAAUAUGGACCAAAAUGGUACUUGGACUACCCAACAAGCGAGUUUAUCUGGUAUAAGUCUCAUUACAAUAUCAAGAUGAACGGGAAACUCAAUUCCAAGGAACUGAAAGAGUUGCAGAAAUAUUACAAGUGAUGCUACUGAGACUGGUUGUCUACAAAGAAGAAAAUACUGUUCACAAGAAAUUGAUCAACGUAUUUUUACUCAAGGAUGAAGAAUGUUUAACAUUUUGCAUGCUUGAUUAACAUAUGAACCUCACCAGUAAUUUACUGCUUUUGUUCGUUUUUCUUUUUGUUCGGAAAUAAA